AGCCGGUCGGGUCCUGAUUCAGAAACAUUGACUGGUGGUAGUGAUAAGUGGUAACCUAGCACCAGCAGACUCAAAGUAAAAUGUCGGGGUUUUGUAAAUCGUCAAUGAAAUGACUGGUUUGUGAUCGCAAUGGGUCGAAAAAUGGAAUGGGCAGGAAAAGAGAAGCACAUGGGAGGAAUUCCAAGGAAGAUGGCAGUUAUGGCGGUCGGAGCAUUCGCCAAAUUAGUAGCUAAUGUUCUCAACACUACUUGCGUCCGCAAUGCCGACACGCUCCUCCAUCUAGUUCGAUCUCGACCCUCUGGGGUACCGCUCAUCACUGUUAGCAAUCACAUGUCCACGUUGGAUGAUCCUGUAAUGUGGGGAUUCAAAGGUUUUCCCACCUGCGACCCGAAUUUGGCUCGGUGGGUACUUGCUGCUGAAGACAUUUGUUUCAAAAAUCCUAUUUUUUCUUAUAUUUUCCGCCUCGGGAAAUGUAUUCCCAUUACUAGGGGUGGUGGAAUUUAUCAAGAUCACAUGAAUGAAGCUCUUGAACACUUAGGCAAUGGAGCAUGGUUGCAUACAUUUCCUGAAGGAAAAGUGUCCCAAGAAGAUGCACCGAUAAGAAGAUUAAAAUGGGGAACUGCUAGUCUCAUUGUUCGUGCUCCAGUAACUCCAAUAAUCUUGCCAAUUGUACAUAGAGGGUUUGAAGAGGUAAUGCCCGAGAAGUAUUGGUUUGGAAGAAGGCCUCCUUUUCCUCUAUUUAAUAAGAGGAUUAAGGUAGUUGUUGGGGAGCCCAUAGAAUUAGAGCUUCCCAAAAUGAGGGAAUUGGCAAUAACUAAGUCUCGUAAUUUGACUUUUCCUACAAAAGGAUGGCCUGAGAUUAGGCAUUAUGGACUGGAUGAAGCAGCGCAAAGAUAUUUAUACAUGUCUAUUUCAGAGAAAAUUCAAAUAGUGAUGGAAAGGUUACGAUGUUCUGUAGAGUAAACUGUAGCUUAAAAUAUGCGGUGAUUUCAGACUCGCGCCUCAACCAAGGUGCGACAAAUAAACGGUAUUCACUCAUCUCGUAUUUGAGUAUUCUUUAUUCAUGUAUUUCAUCUUGAGUUUCAACUUGAACUGUACUAUGUUAUUAAGGAAAAUAAAUGAUAUUACAAGUAAAUUAUGCAAA
Molecule: messenger RNA, 1144 nt
Organism: Mercurialis annua (annual mercury)
Lineage: Eukaryota; Viridiplantae; Streptophyta; Magnoliopsida; Malpighiales; Euphorbiaceae
Product: N-acylphosphatidylethanolamine synthase
Exons: 5
Coding region: 130-963 (277 amino acids)
Biological process (GO): phospholipid metabolic process
Source: RefSeq, a predicted model, not a curated record